Messenger RNA from Danio rerio (zebrafish), 5352 nucleotides. Lineage: Eukaryota; Metazoa; Chordata; Actinopteri; Cypriniformes; Danionidae. The record is from RefSeq and is a predicted model, not a curated record.
CACCGGGACCGCACCCCGAACCAUUACAGCAGGACGGAGUUCAACUACGAGUGGAAGAGGGAGGGAAGAGAAAGAAAGGAAGAAAAAAAGAGAGCCGAGUGAAGAGAGCCAACUUGUGCGCAGCUUCAGUGGAUUGAAAAGGGAAGUCUGGAGCACGCGACACGGAUCCACACUGAGCCUCUGGAGUUUCUGACAACCAUCCCCCGAACUCCGAGCGUCUGCAUCUGAUUAGCAGAAACCAUGUCGGACGUGGACAAGUUCCUGUAUGUGGACCGCAACCUGGUCAACAACCCGCUGGCGCAGGCCGACUGGGCCACCAAGAAGCUAGUGUGGGUGCCUUCAGAGCGUCUGGGGUUCGAGGCGGGCUCACUUAAGGAGGAGCAUGGGGACGAGGUUGUGGUGGAGCUGGCCGACUCCGGGAAGAAGAUCCGGGUUAACAAGGACGACAUCCAGAAGAUGAACCCACCCAAAUUCAGCAAGGUGGAGGACAUGGCGGAGCUGACCUGCCUGAACGAGGCCUCGGUGCUGCACAACCUGAAGGAGAGAUACUACUCCGGACUCAUAUACACAUACUCGGGUCUGUUCUGCGUGGUCAUCAACCCCUACAAGAACCUGCCCAUCUACUCAGAGGAGAUCGUGGACAUGUACAAGGGCAAGAAACGCCACGAGAUGCCACCGCACAUCUACGCCAUCACAGACACGGCCUACAGGAGCAUGAUGCAGGACCGUGAGGACCAAUCGAUUCUCUGCACAGGUGAAUCUGGAGCUGGAAAGACAGAAAACACCAAGAAGGUCAUUCAGUAUCUGGCUCACGUGGCGUCAUCUCACAAAACCAAGAAAGACCAGAGCAGCUCCGUCCUGUCACAUGGCGAGCUGGAGAAGCAGCUGCUGCAGGCAAACCCGAUCCUGGAAGCCUUCGGAAACGCCAAGACCGUCAAAAACGACAACUCGUCUCGAUUUGGCAAAUUCAUCAGAAUCAACUUUGACGUCAACGGCUACAUCGUUGGAGCCAAUAUUGAAACCUACCUGCUGGAGAAGUCCAGAGCCAUCCGUCAGGCUAAAGAAGAGCGAACCUUCCACAUGUUCUACUACAUGCUGACCGGCGUAGGAGACAAACUUCGCUCUGAGCUGUGUCUGGAGGGCUACAAUAAGUACCGCUUCCUGUCCAAUGGGAACGUGACCAUCCCGGGACAGCAGGACCGAGACAUGUACGUGGAGACUGUGGAGGCCAUGAGGAUUAUGGGCUUCUCUGAGGAGGAGCAUGUCGGUCUGCUGAGGGUUAUUUCAUCUGUGCUGCAGCUGGGCAACAUGUCCUUCAAGAAGGAGCGUCAUUCAGACCAGGCCUCCAUGCCUGAUGACACCGCCGCUCAGAAGGUGUGCCAUCUGAUGGGCAUGAAUGUGACCGAUUUCACCCGUGCCAUCCUCUCGCCCCGGAUAAAAGUGGGCCGGGACUACGUGCAGAAGGCGCAGACACAGGAGCAGGCCGAGUUUGCAGUGGAGGCUCUGGCCAAAGCCACAUACGAGAGGAUGUUUCGCUGGCUGGUGAUGCGCAUCAACAAAGCUCUGGAUAAGACCAAGCGUCAGGGCGCUUCCUUCAUCGGCAUUCUGGACAUCGCCGGCUUUGAGAUCUUUGAGCUGAACUCUUUCGAGCAGUUGUGCAUCAACUACACCAACGAGAAGCUCCAGCAGCUGUUCAACCACACCAUGUUCAUCCUGGAGCAGGAGGAGUACCAGCGGGAGGGCAUCGAGUGGAGCUUCAUCGACUUCGGCCUCGACCUGCAGCCCUGCAUCGACCUCAUCGAGAAACCCGCGAGUCCUCCAGGUAUCCUGGCUCUCCUGGACGAGGAGUGCUGGUUCCCUAAAGCCACAGAUAAGAGUUUUGUGGAGAAGGUCCUGCAGGAGCAGGGCACGCAUCCCAAAUUCCACAAACCCAAGAAACUGAAAGACGAGGCUGACUUCUGCAUCAUCCACUAUGCUGGAAAGGUGGACUAUAAGGCAGACGAGUGGCUGAUGAAGAACAUGGACCCGCUGAAUGAUAACGUGGCCACUUUACUCAACCAGUCCACGGAUAGAUUUGUGUCUGAGCUGUGGAAAGACGUGGACCGCAUCGUGGGUCUGGAUAAAGUUGCUGGGAUGUCGGAGCUGCCGGGAGCCUUUAAGACUCGUAAGGGAAUGUUCCGGACGGUCGGGCAGCUUUAUAAAGAGCAGCUCUCCAAACUCAUGGCCACGCUCAGAAACACCAACCCAAACUUUGUCCGCUGCAUCAUUCCCAACCACGAGAAGAAGGCGGGUAAGUUGGAUCCUCACCUGGUCCUGGAUCAGCUGCGGUGUAACGGUGUGCUGGAGGGCAUCCGCAUCUGCCGACAGGGAUUCCCCAACCGCAUCGUCUUCCAGGAGUUCAGACAGAGGUAUGAGAUCCUCACGCCAAACUCCAUUCCCAAAGGAUUCAUGGAUGGCAAACAGGCCUGUAUGCUGAUGAUCCGAGCUCUGGAGCUGGACCCUAACCUGUACCGCAUCGGUCAGAGUAAAGUGUUUUUCCGCGCCGGAGUUCUGGCCCACCUGGAGGAGGAGCGGGACAUGAAGAUCACCGACGUCAUCAUCAACUUCCAGGCCUGGUGCCGGGGAUACGUCGCCCGCAAAGCAUUCGCUAAGAGACAGCAGCAGCUGACAGCCAUGCGUGUGAUUCAGAGGAACUGUGCUGCUUACCUGAAGCUCAGGAACUGGCAGUGGUGGAGACUCUUCACUAAGGUGAAGCCGCUGCUGCAGGUCAGCCGACAGGAAGAGGAAAUGCAGGCCAAAGAGGAGGAGCUGAGUAAAGUGCGGGAGAAGCAGCAGGUGGCGGAGCAGCAGCUGGUGGAGAUGGAGGUCAAGCAGCAGCAGCUGAACGCAGAGAAGAUGGCUCUGCAGGAGCAGCUGCAGGCCGAGAUGGAUCUGUGUGCAGAGGCUGAUGAGAUGAGGAACCGGCUGGUGGCCAAGAAGCAGGAGCUGGAGGAGAUCCUGCACGACCUGGAGGCCCGAGUGGAGGAAGAGGAGGAGAGGGCAAACCACCUGCAGGCUGAGAAGAAGAAGAUGCAGCAGAACAUCGCGGAUCUUGAGCAGCAGCUGGACGAGGAGGAAGCGGCUCGACAGAAGCUGCAGCUGGAGAAAGUCACGAUGGAGGCCAAACUGAAGAAGACGGAGGAGGAGGUGAUGGUGCUGGACGACCAGAACAACAAACUCUCCAAGGAGAAGAAGCUCAUGGAGGAGCGGAUCGCAGAGUUCACCACAAACCUGGCGGAGGAGGAGGAGAAGUCCAAGAGUCUGCAGAAACUGAAGAACAAACACGAGGCCAUGAUCACCGACCUGGAGGACCGUCUGCGGCGCGAGGAGAAGCAGCGCCAGGAGCUGGAGAAGAACCGCAGAAAGCUGGAGGGAGACUCGACAGAGCUGCACGACCAGAUCGCAGAGCUCCAGGCGCAGAUCGCAGAACUCAAAGCGCAGCUCGCCAAGAAGGAGGAGGAGCUGCAGGAGGCACUCGCCAGGAUUGAGGAGGAGGCGGCGCAGAAGAAUCUGGCCCAGAAGAAGAUCCGCGAGCUGGAGUCUCAGCUCAGUGAACUGCAGGAGGAUCUGGAGCUGGAGAGAGCGGCUCGAACCAAAGCCGAGAAACACCGCAGAGACCUGGGGGAGGAGCUGGAGGCGCUGAAGACUGAGCUGGAGGACACACUCGACUCUACAGCCGCACAGCAGGAGCUCAGGACGAAGCGUGAGACUGAAGUGGCGCAGCUGAAGAAGGCUCUGGAGGAAGAUGCUAAAGUUCACGAGCAGGUGAUGGCGGAGAUCAGACAGAAGCACAGCCAGGCCUUCGAUGAGCUCAACGAGCAGCUGGAGCAGGUCAAACGGAAUAAGGUGUCGGUGGAGAAGAGUAAGCAGGCUCUGGAGUCUGAGAGGAACGAGCUGCAGAUCGAGCUGCAGACGCUGAUGCAGGGGAAAGGAGAGUCUGAGCACCGCAGGAAGAAGGCGGAGGCGCAGCUGCAGGAGCUGCAGGUCAAACACACCGAGAGCGAACGCCAGCGCAUCGAGCUCGCCGAGAGACUCACCAAGAUGCAGGCUGAGCUGGAUAACGUCAACACUCUGCUGAGCGACGCUGAAGGAAAGUCCAUCAAAGCGUCCAAGGACUGCUCCACCGUGGAGUCGCAGCUGCAGGACGUGCAGGAAGUGCUGCAGGAGGAGACCCGUCAGAAGCUGGCUCUGAACACUCGCCUGCGUCAGCUGGAGGACGAGCAGCACAGCCUGAGGGAGCAGCUGGAGGAGGAGGAGGAGGCCAAGAGGAACCUGGAGAAGCAAAUCGGCACUAUGCAGGCGCAGCUGGUGGACAUGAAGAAGAAGAUGGAGCAGGAGUCUGGCUCUCUGGAGUGUGCGGAGGAGAGCAGGAAGCGAGUGCAGCGGGAUCUGGAGGCCGUGUCUCAGCGUCUGGACGAGAGAAACGCCGCCUUCGACAAGCUGGACAAAACCAAGACCCGCCUGCAGCAGGAGCUGGACGACAUGCUGGUGGACCAGGACCAUCUGCGGCAGAUCGUCUCCAACCUGGAGAAGAAGCAGAAGAAGUUUGACCAGAUGCUGGCCGAGGAGAAGUCGAUCUCUGCCAGAUACGCUGAAGAGCGCGACCGUGCCGAGGCCGAGGCUCGCGAGAAGGAAACACGCAUGCUAGCGUUAGCUCGUGAGCUGGAGACGCUCACCGAUAUGAAGGAGGAGCUCGACCGCACCAACAAACUGCUGCGCGCCGAGAUGGAGGAUCUGGUGUCAUCUAAAGACGACGUGGGCAAGAGCGUGCACGAUCUGGAGAAGUCGAAGCGUGCGAUGGAGCAGCAGCUGGAGGAGAUGAAGACUCAGCUGGAGGAGCUGGAGGACGAGCUGCAGGCCACUGAAGACGCUAAGCUGCGUCUGGAGGUCAACAUGCAGGCCAUGAAGGCGCAGUACGAGAGAGACCUGCAGGGCCGCGACGAGCUGGGCGAGGAGAAGAAGAGGCAGCUGCUCAAACAGGUGCGCGAGAUGGAGAUGGAACUGGAGGACGAGCGCAAACAGCGCACUCUGGCGAUGGCAGCCCGCAAGAAGAUGGAGCUGGACCUGAAGGAGCUGGAGGCGGCCAUCGACCAGGCCAACAAGAACCGAGACGAGGCUCUUAAACAGCUCAAGAAAGUGCAGGCUCAGAUGAAGGAUCUGCUGCGGGAGCUGGAGGACACACGUCUGUCCCGAGAGGAGAUCCUGGCCCAGAGCAAAGAGAACGAGAAGAAGGUCAAGAGCAUGGAGGCCGAGAUGAUCCAAAUGCAGGAGGUACAGUGUGUGUGUGUGGCAGUGUGAUUGAGUGCGUGAGUG